AUGCAUCCUUCCUACCGCACCAUCGUGUACCUGGGCACAAGGUUGCAGGAGAUUCGUGAACAGAGUAUCAUCAAGGGCAGUGUUAACUUUUCCGACUUCAUCACCACCGCGCCAAAAACCCUUCGCAUUAUUGCCGACAUGCCAUACCUGAAUGACCAGUACCAGAAACAAUUGCUCCGUGGCUUCACUGGCAGCCCCAUAAGAUUCCCAGAGGGUCCUCCACUGGACCCUGGGAACAACCCGAAGGUCAAACUGAACCUACCCCCGUUGGGAACUCCCUUCGAACCCCCCACCAGGCCAGAGGUGAACCCAUAUGAAGAGGAGUCAUCUAAAGAGGAGUCAUCUGAAGACUCUCCCGAGCUUAAGACCCCGAUGUGGCAUCUCUACAACAUGAAGGCUGGAUGGAAUGCCGCGAGCGUCCCCAACCCAAACAGGGAUGCCAUGCCCUUUAAUCCACGAGACAAUAAUGUUGCAAAACAUGAGAUAUUCUCUGCAGAGGAUCAGAAAAAGCACCCUAUUGGCUUCAAGAACCAAGAGAAAAAGCCCAGUUUCCAAGUCAUGUACUGGUGA
Molecule: messenger RNA, 570 nt
Organism: Penicillium nucicola
Lineage: Eukaryota; Fungi; Ascomycota; Eurotiomycetes; Eurotiales; Aspergillaceae
Exons: 3
Coding region: 1-570 (189 amino acids)
Source: RefSeq, a predicted model, not a curated record